AUGGCCACGGCGGCUUCCAAUCCAUAUUUACCCAGCAGUGGUAUAUUAUCGUCUGGUUCGAUCGUUCACUCGGACUCCGGAGGCGGUGGCAUGCAACCGGGCAGCGCUGCAGUAACUUCGGUGUCCGGUGGGUACAGGGGAGACCCCACGGUAAAAAUGGUACAAAGUGACUUCGUGCAGGGAGCAAUGGCAGCAAGCAACGGGGGACAUAUGCUGAGCCAUGCCCAUCAGUGGGUGACGUCCCUCCCUCACGCAGCAGCCGCGGCCGCAGCUGCCGCAGUGGCCGCGGCAGAAGCCGGAUCGCCUUGGUCGUCCAGUCCGGUUGGAAUGACGGGGAGUCCGCAGCAGCAGCAGGACGUGAAAAAUAAUUCGGGCAGAGACGAUCUACACACGGGCACUGCGCUGCACCACAGGCCCCCACAUUUGGGUCCACAUCAGACUCACGCGGGGGCAUGGGGUAGCUCGACAGCCGCUCACAUCCCCUCGAUAUCCGGGGGUCAGCAGCAGCAGCAGUCCCUCAUUUACUCGCAGCCCGGUGGCUUCACGGUGAACGGCAUGCUCAGUCCACCAGGCAGCCAAAGCCUGGUGCAUCCCGGUUUGGUGCGAGGAGACACCCCGGAGCUUGAUCACGGCAGUCACCACCGCCACCACCAUCACCAGCAUCAUCAUCACCAGCAACAGCAUCACGGCGUUAACAGCCACGACCCGCACUCGGACGAAGACACGCCGACCUCAGACGAUUUGGAACACUUCGCCAAGCAGUUUAAGCAGCGGCGAAUCAAGCUGGGCUUCACGCAGGCCGACGUUGGUUUGGCAUUAGGCACGCUCUACGGAAACGUCUUCUCUCAGACGACCAUCUGCCGGUUCGAAGCGCUUCAGCUAAGCUUUAAGAACAUGUGCAAGCUGAAGCCAUUGCUGAACAAAUGGUUGGAGGAAGCGGAUUCUUCCACCGGCAGCCCGACUAGUAUCGACAAGAUAGCAGCCCAGGGAAGAAAGCGCAAGAAACGCACCUCCAUUGAAGUGAGUGUCAAAGGGGCCCUGGAGAGUCAUUUCUUAAAAUGUCCCAAACCUUCGGCCCAAGAAAUAACCACUCUAGCGGACAACUUGCAGCUGGAGAAAGAAGUGGUGAGAGUGUGGUUUUGCAAUCGGAGACAGAAAGAGAAAAGGAUGACGCCCCCAGGAGUUCCACAGACGCCGGAGGAUGUGUAUUCUCAGGUCGGCAAUGGACAUUUUUUAGUAGAUUACUUAAAAGAUGCAAGUUUAAGUGGGCCGAGCGAGCCGAGCGACCAGAGAGUGACAACUACGAAUACGUUCCAUCAGGUAAUAUUGGCUCAUUAA
Chanos chanos (milkfish) is the source of this 1338-nucleotide messenger RNA. It is a transcript of the gene pou3f3b, whose product is annotated as POU class 3 homeobox 3b. The transcript has 2 exons. Lineage: Eukaryota; Metazoa; Chordata; Actinopteri; Gonorynchiformes; Chanidae. Gene Ontology annotation, cellular component: nucleus. Gene Ontology annotation, biological process: regulation of transcription by RNA polymerase II; brain development. Gene Ontology annotation, molecular function: RNA polymerase II cis-regulatory region sequence-specific DNA binding; DNA-binding transcription factor activity, RNA polymerase II-specific. Bases 1 to 1338 code for a protein of 445 amino acids. The record is from RefSeq and is a predicted model, not a curated record.